CUGUGCUCUCUGCGCCGCGCUCUUCACCCAUUGAGGCCGCGGGUGGGUGCGCGGCGGGGUCCCCCCCCCGCCCCUCUCUGUCCUUAUCCAUGACCUUGGGCCCCUGCGCACGGGGUGGGGGGCUCGGGGGUACCUCCUCACAACCGGGCGCCGCCGCUCCGCGAAGGGGCUGGAGGGGUUCGGGGAUCCCCCACCCCUCGAGGGCAGCGGGGACGGCCGGGCACCCCCACCUCCCCCCCGGGCAGGGGGUCCGCGCUCGCCCCGUUGGGGGCAGCCAUGCGUGGCGGCUUUGUCCUGCGGCUGAGCCGAGCGGCGAGGGGGGGGCGGCGGGCGCAGCCGGCGCGGUGCCUUUGUCUGGGGACGGCAGUGGGUGGCGGCGGAGGGGCGCGGGGACCCCGGGCACCCACCGCGAUUGGCACAGGCGUGGAGGGAAGCCCAUGGCACCCGGCCCCCCGGACCCCCCCCCUUCCCAGCCCCAGCCCUGCUGCGCAGGCCCAUAGCACCCCAAGGUCCCCCCCGGGCAGUGCUGGGGAGCACGAGCAGGUGCCCCCCGCCCCGCCGAGCCAUGCGGCAUCGCCCGGCCCCCCGCCCGCCGCAGCCAUGAGCGGCCCCCGCCGCAACGGGGGGGUCCCGAGCGCCUCGCCCCGCAGCCCCCCCCCGUUAGAGGCCCAGAGCCCAGCGCUGCGGCCCCGCCGCGCCCCCGGCCUCGAGGUGGUGGUGCAGCCCCCGGCCCCCCCAGGGAGGGGCGAUGCGGCCGAGGGGCGGGGGGGGCCGCGGCGGAACCAAAACAUCGGCUACAAACUGGGCCACCGGCGCGCCCUGUUCGAGAAGCGCAAACGGCUCAGCGACUACGCGCUCAUCUUCGGGAUGUUCGGCAUCGUGGUGAUGGUCACCGAGACGGAGCUCUCCUGGGGGGUCUACACCAAGGAGUCCUCGUACUCGUUUGCACUGAAAUGCCUUAUCAGCCUCUCCACCGUCAUCCUGCUGGGGCUCAUAGUCAUGUACCACGCCAGGGAGAUCCAGCUCUUCAUGGUGGACAACGGGGCGGACGAUUGGCGCAUCGCCAUGACCUACGAGCGCAUCUUCUUCAUCGCUCUGGAGCUGCUGGUCUGCGCCAUCCACCCCAUCCCCGGGCAGUACCUGUUCACCUGGACGGCACGUUUGGCCUUCACCUACGCCGCUUCGGUGGCCGACGCCGACGUGGACAUCAUCCUGUCCAUCCCCAUGUUCCUUCGGCUCUACCUGAUCGGGCGCGUCAUGCUGCUGCACAGCAAGCUCUUCACCGACGCGUCGUCGCGCAGCAUCGGCGCCCUCAACAAGAUCAACUUCAACACCCGCUUUGUCAUGAAGACCCUCAUGACCAUCUGCCCCGGCACCGUGCUCUUGGUCUUCAGCAUCUCCUCCUGGAUCAUCGCCGCCUGGACCGUCCGCGUCUGCGAGAGGGACAAACUGUACCACGACAAGCAGGAGGUGACCAGCAACUUCCUGGGGGCCAUGUGGCUCAUCUCCAUCACCUUCCUCUCCAUCGGCUACGGGGACAUGGUGCCGCACACCUACUGCGGGAAGGGGGUCUGUCUGCUCACCGGCAUCAUGGGCGCCGGCUGCACGGCUCUGGUCGUCGCCGUGGUUGCCAGAAAGCUAGAGCUCACCAAAGCAGAGAAACACGUGCACAACUUCAUGAUGGAUACGCAGCUAACCAAGCGGGUGAAAAACGCUGCUGCCAACGUACUCAGGGAAACGUGGCUCAUCUACAAACACACCAAGCUGGUGAAGAAGAUCGACCAUGCCAAAGUUCGGAAACACCAGCGUAAGUUCCUCCAAGCCAUCCAUCAAGCUCAGAAGCUGAGGAGCGUGAAGAUGGAGCAACGCAAGCUGAAUGACCAGGCCAACACGCUGGUGGACCUGGCCAAGACCCAGAACAUCAUGUACGACAUGGUCUCGGAGCUGCAGGAGCGCAACGAGGACCUGGAGAAGCGCAUCAGCGCGCUGGAGGGGAAGCUGGAGGCGCUGGGGCUGAGCCUGCUGGCGCUGCCGGCGCUCGUCAGCCAAGCCAUCGGGCAGCAGCAGCGCGAGCUGUUGGGGAGCUGGGCCCCCCGCCUCUGCCCCGCCACCGCCCCCUGCACCCCCGCCCGCCGCCGCCGGUCCCCCUCCACCGCCCCCCACAGCUCCUCGGACAGUGGGUGACCGUGGGGGGGGGGGGGAGGGGGGUAUGGGGGGGCGUGGGAGGGGGUGGGCCGGGGUCCCUUAUGUCUGGCCAUCGUGUGGCUGAUUUCAGUAGCUUUGUUCUGUAAAGCCCUCUAUAAACUUCCUGCGUUCACUGUG
Molecule: messenger RNA, 2322 nt
Organism: Gallus gallus (chicken)
Lineage: Eukaryota; Metazoa; Chordata; Aves; Galliformes; Phasianidae
Gene: KCNN1
Product: potassium calcium-activated channel subfamily N member 1
Exons: 12
Coding region: 277-2184 (635 amino acids)
Biological process (GO): potassium ion transmembrane transport
Cellular component (GO): neuronal cell body; plasma membrane; neuron projection
Molecular function (GO): calmodulin binding; small conductance calcium-activated potassium channel activity
Source: RefSeq, a predicted model, not a curated record